UCUUAGAGAGAGACCCUACAAAUAUGGGAAUCAACAAGAAUCAAAAGGGACCCAUAAAAGUCUCCACCACCAAUCAGCUGUGAUCGCUCGCACUCUUAACUAUGAUAUUUGUUAGAUUAACGGCGCGUGUCAUCUUAAUCCCAUCACGUGAACUUUCACACUCAUGGACCCCACUAUUCCCACCUCAGCUUGACCACCACCAGUCCUCCUGGUCGUCAAGAAGAUUAGGCCGUACGCAACAAAAGCUAGAUCUUGUCAGUGAUCCGUGAUCUGGACUCUAAAUUGAGGCCCAUUGGGCUUAACCUGUAACGAAAUACAUUGAUCUCAUCUCAGACCGUACAACAGUCACGUGAUCGAACGGUGAAAAAACACUUUUGUUUACAUUAGGCUUUAAAGCCCAUCAAACCCUAGAAAGGGCCUUGGUAUAAAAGCCCAAACGAAAACGCCUUUCCCGAUCGUCGUCGUCACCUUCCUCUGUUACCAAAAAUAUCCUCGUCGAAGCUCUCUGCUGAAACCAUGUCCGACGAGGAGCAUCAUUUUGAGUCCAGUGACGCCGGAGCUUCCAAAACUUACCCACAACAAGCUGGAACCAUCCGUAAGAAUGGUUACAUCGUCAUCAAAGGUCGUCCCUGCAAGGUUGUUGAGGUUUCAACGUCAAAGACUGGCAAGCAUGGUCAUGCUAAAUGUCAUUUUGUAGCUAUAGAUAUCUUCACCAGCAAGAAACUUGAAGACAUUGUUCCUUCUUCCCACAAUUGUGAUGUUCCUCAUGUCAACCGUACUGAUUAUCAACUGAUUGACAUUUCUGAAGAUGGAUAUGUCAGUUUGUUGACUGACAAUGGUAGCACCAAGGAUGACCUCAAGCUCCCUACUGAUGACACUCUGCUCCAACAGAUCAAGAGUGGGUUUGAUGAUGGAAAAGAUCUAGUGGUGAGUGUGAUGUCAGCUAUGGGAGAGGAACAGAUAAAUGCUCUCAAGGACAUUGGUCCCAAGUGAGACUAACAAAGCCGCUGGUGUACCAACCAACCGUGGCGUUAAUAGGGAGGUCAAUGUUUUAUUAUUAUAAUUUAUGCGACUCUCUCUCACUGUCUGUCUCUGCCCUUUGUUAUAACUUAUGAGCUUCUUCUUCUUCUCUUUCUUUAGGCUUCCGUUACUUAUUGGAGAUUAUCUUGUGUUUGGGUUACUCUUUGUUUUGGAUAUUAAACUUUUGUUUCUAGAA
Messenger RNA from Arabidopsis lyrata subsp. lyrata, 1216 nucleotides. RefSeq names its product eukaryotic translation initiation factor 5A-1. Bases 517 to 993 code for a protein of 158 amino acids. Gene Ontology annotation, biological process: positive regulation of translational termination; positive regulation of translational elongation. NCBI's taxonomy places the organism in Eukaryota, Viridiplantae, Streptophyta, Magnoliopsida, Brassicales, Brassicaceae. The transcript is spliced from 5 exons. The record is from RefSeq and is a predicted model, not a curated record. Gene Ontology annotation, molecular function: ribosome binding; translation elongation factor activity; RNA binding.